GCUGCUAGCUGGUAGCCUAGCAUAUUCCUUACUUAUGCUACCAACUGUCGCUUAGCAACAACGACUUUUACAAAGUUUGUUUAACGUUAAUUUAUGUGGUGUUGCUCAUCUUAUUUUAUUCCUAAUGAAGAGUGGAGCAUUCAGGUGAAUUGCCCUCACUGUGGCUAAAAAUACACACUCACCAAAUUAGACUGUGGUUGAGCUAACGUUAGCAGCUGCCUGGCUCUGUAACAGUAGCUUCUAGUUUGGGAAGAGUUGCAACAGAAAAAUGGCUGAGGCAGUCGCAAAUGUGGCCAGGAGGGUUAAUGCAACCGUAGAGGAGGAGAAAGAUACACUGGAUCUGUCAAACUGCAAGCUCAUAUCCUUCCCAGACGGUGUGUUCAAGGUCCUGAGGAGUGUCGCAGAAAACAUCCGCGUUAUCACACUGGCUGACAAUGAGAUGAAGGCCCUCUCCAGCAAGUUCUUUUCAACCUUCACUCAUCUGAGAGAACUGGACCUGCGAGGAAAUGUUCUCACCAAACUGCCUGACACUGUGGGUGAAAUGGAGCAUUUGACCUGCAUCAAUCUGGCUAAUAACAGCUUCUCCAUCUUCCCCGAUAAGCUCACUGAAAUAGCCACACUGGAGAGGAUUAACCUGGAGGGAAACAACAUCAAGGAAAUACCAGUGGAGAAGUUGUCUGAGAUGUCAUCACUGAAGUGGCUGAAUGUGAAGUCGAACCCUUUGGACUCUAACACUCUGUCGGCUCUGCAGUCUCCACAUGAUUUUGACAUUUUGUCAACAACUGAUUCCUAAAAUAUGUUACAUGUCACAUUACAGCCUAUAGACUGCAUGCUGUGUGCCUUUAAAUACUUCAGCUGGAUGCUUUGGUGUGCCUGAGAGAUGAGGAAACAAUACUUGAAGGAACAAGAAAAAGGAGGUGUGUGUUAUUAAAGAUGGUCUCCUGCUUGAUUGAGUUUAUCAAUCAUGGCGACCACACAAAGAUGCCUCUACUUUUUCCUCUCCAUUUGAACUAGAGAGAGUUGAAAUUACUGUUUGGAAAUUAAAUCAAUCCAUCUUUAUACACUUUUUGACAUGUUUUGUCUCAACUGAGACAGAUAUCAUGAAUAAUGACUUAUUUAUUACUUUUGAUAGUAUAAAAAAGUUUUUUCAAUUAAAAAUUGUGCACUGGAAGCUCUGC
Molecule: messenger RNA, 1178 nt
Organism: Centropristis striata (black sea bass)
Lineage: Eukaryota; Metazoa; Chordata; Actinopteri; Perciformes; Serranidae
Gene: lrrc20
Product: leucine rich repeat containing 20
Exons: 5
Coding region: 269-793 (174 amino acids)
Molecular function (GO): protein binding
Source: RefSeq, a predicted model, not a curated record